Messenger RNA from Triticum aestivum (bread wheat), 1803 nucleotides. RefSeq lists its product as uncharacterized. The transcript is spliced from 6 exons. NCBI's taxonomy places the organism in Eukaryota, Viridiplantae, Streptophyta, Magnoliopsida, Poales, Poaceae. The record is from RefSeq and is a predicted model, not a curated record. The coding region runs from base 397 to 1263 and encodes 288 amino acids.
UGACUAGGCUGUGGACCAGCACGUUUGCUUUUUUAGUCUGGGCCAAGGAUCAGAUAUGGGUCCGUGACGGUGGCGCAGUAUGUGCCGUCCUGUUCUCGCCUUUCCUAGUUCAUUCUAGUGGGCCGUCGCCGCCGUGGUAACCUAGGGUGUGGGGGACAAAAAGGGGAGCGUGUCGCGGAGGUCGGCCUACCGGACUGCGGCGGCGCCGGUGUUUCCACGUCGGGCUAGCGACGGAUGGACGCCGAGGGUAUGGAGUUCCUGCUUGAUGCGGUGGUCAGGUUGGUUCCGGAUUCCCCGUACGGGAGGGAUUUGCUGACAGCCUUGACCACCCAGAUCCAGUUCCACUCCAUUAUCUGCUGGAGAAGGGGAGUGCAACCCAGGAUGUUGGGGAGGUGAAUGGUGUUUCUGGGCUGGCUCAAAUGGAGGACGAAGGAGCAGCUACAGACCGACAAGAAGGUGACCAGCGUUUUCGUGCUGAAUCUCCGACGAGGUCCCCCGGAUGGACUAAAAGACCGAGUGCCAUGCCCAUCGAGGAUGAGCGCUCUCGAGGUUUCAAUCCUCAAAUAUGCAGAGCAGCCUGACAAGAGCGUUGUUAGACCUGAGCUAGGACUCAGUUUUGAUUCGUUGGGCGAGGCAUAUGAUUUCUAUAACCUAUAUUCUUGGGAAUUAGGUUUUGGCAUAAGAUAUGGAAAAAGCAGACUCAACGCCGAGAGGACAAAAGGCAUGCAGGAAAUAGUUUGUGGUUGCUCGGGGAAACCGGAAACCGGAAACAGUCAGUCCUGCAUAUGUGAGUUCCCAGCUCUGAUCAGGCUUCUGCGUGCAUCUAACAACAGCUGGUACAUAACAGAGCAUCGAGCGAGUCACAACCAUUCCAUGUCGCUGACAAUGGGAGAGAAAGUGCACUGGCCUUCUCAUAAACACAUAGAUAUAUACACUAAGCAUUUGAUAAAGCAACUGAGGGAAAACAAUGUUAACCUUGGGAAGGUAUACAGCAUAGUUGGGAGCUUCUUUGGUUCGGUCAAGAAGGUCCCUUUCACGAAGAGGACGCUCAGGAGUAUUUGUGGGAAGAUUAGCCGUGAACAGGCUGAAGACGAUGUCCAAAAGACACUUGAGGCGUUCGCUGACAUCCAGGCCAAUACCAUUGCCAAACUGAUUUUGAAUUUUUUUGAACGGGUCGCCGGCAUCCGAUGGGAGGUUCUCUCGCUGAAUCGGCAAGUAGUGGCACAACCAGAGGGGCGGGGCAUGAUGCGUUCGUGGGAUUGAAUCUUCCUCCUUCACCUCCCUCCCGCGUGGACUCCGCAUCUAGCGCCUGGAGCACGACGCAUCUGCCAGCGUAUGUCGACGACGCUAAUGGAGAGGGCGAGGUCGUCCAGCAAGAUGAGUCUGUCCACCGGACUCUCACCCAUUGAUUUGGGCAGCAUGGUGGGGCAAGAUUCAUGGGAAGAAAAAUUUGGUGAUUAUGAUCCAGCUGCUGCUCCGGAUUCGCCGCGUAGCACUGGUAGUUCUGCCAUCGACGACCGAUCUGGUGUCCUCUUUGGUGGCAACGUGGAAGACUGAAGAUGAGGAGGACAUUAUCAGCAUGCCGCCUAAACGCCGCCGUAUAAUAGACUAGGUCGCGUAGCUAAAUGAGAACUGGUAAGUGAUUUGUGUGCUAGAAGAUGUUGGUUAAUUAGUAUCGUUCACGCGUUCCGUUGUGACGGCCCUGUUUGUAAAAUCUACUUCCUUGUUUCAUUUUCACUGGUUGCAUCCUUGAACCUUAAACACGUGGGGAUCCAUUCUGGGUUAAUUGUCUGGCUUCCUUCA